AGUUCUGUACAUUGACACACUGCAAUCACCAGCGCGCAGAUCCCGGGCACGACGGGGUUAGCCCGAGUGACGCACACAAAGGUUUUAACACCGACUGGACUCUUUCUCCUCUUUUCAAUUUCAACUGGAAAGGGAAAGGAAAAGGGUCUUGCAGCUUGAUAACCUCAUCAGAACAGGAGUUGGGCAGCGGGGUUAAUAACUAAAACCCUCCCCGGUAGAGAGACGAAGCCAGCAGGUAAUAUUAGAACCGCAGCUGCGGAGGUACUACAACACAGUGAAACCGCGCAGCACGGAUUCAUCGGCUAUUUUGGAUAGUUGAAGGGACGCAGAAACGCUCAAAGGUGAAAGAGGAAGAUGCUGCGGUGUCUGGUUGCUGUGCAGCUGUUCUUGGCGCCAGCUCUCCUGCUGCCUAGUGGGGACUACUGGGAGGAAUGGAGUCCCUAUGGAGAAUGUAGCAGGAGCUGUGGCAGUGGGGUUACCAUGAGAACCAGGAGAUGUGUUACCCAGAGGACUGAUGGAGGGAACAACUGUGUGGGGCCAGACAAGUCCUACCGCUCAUGUAACAUCCAGGACUGCCCAGGGGGAUCCAGAGACUUCAGAGAGGAACAGUGUUCUCAGUUUGACGGAUCUGACUUCCAGGGAAAACGAUACAAAUGGCUCCCAUACUAUGGAGCUGACAACCCUUGUGAGCUGAACUGUAUACCCAGAGGAGAGAACUUCUUCUACCGCCACAAGACAGCUGUGGUUGACGGGACCUCCUGCCACCCCGGGAGGAAAGACGUGUGUGUGGACGGUGUCUGUAAGCGUCUGGGCUGUGACAACAUGCUGGAGUCCCCCCAGCAGGAGGACCCCUGUCUGCAGUGUGGGGGCAACGGACAGUCCUGCUACCCAGUUAGGAGUACCUUCAAUAUUAACAACCUGCCCAAAGGCUAUAACCAGAUGUUUAUCAUCCCUGUGGGAGCCACCUCCAUCCGCAUCGGAGAGACUGUUGCUACUCGUAACUACCUGGCUGUUAAGAACCUGCGUGGUGAGUACUACCUGAACGGCCACUGGGUGAUUGAGUUCUCCAGAGCCACUCCAGUAGCUGGCACCAUGCUAUACUACCAGAGAGGGGCUGAGGGAGAGAUGACUCCUGAGACCAUCAUCGGCCGCGGACCCACCACCGAGCCGCUGGUUAUAGAGUUGAUCAGCCAGGAACAUAACCAGGGAAUAGAGUACGAGUACUACCUCCCUAACGGUCACUCCAGAGAGGGUCACUACUGGAGCUUCGGCUCUUGGUCUGCCUGCAGCAGAGAGUGUGGCUCAGGGUACCAGUCUCGUCUGGUGUUCUGUGCCAUCGAUAACGAGGCCUACCCAGACUACCUGUGCUCCGCCUUGCCACGCCCCCUCACCAACCGCACCUGCAACACUCAGCAAUGUCCUCAGACUCAGAGGAUGGCAUACCUGUAUCAGCCACAUGUGUGGACGCCCUCUGAAAGCCCCAGAACAUAUGUGUACAGCUGGUCGACAGGUGAAUGGAACGUGUGCUCUGUAUCGUGUGGCGGCGGCUCCCAGGUGCGCAGUGUGCAGUGUGUCUCCCAUGAUGCAUCAGGGCCCCGUGUGGUGGAGGACGCUGUCUGUGCGGCCUACGCCCUCACCCCGCCCACCCUGCAGACCUGCAACAUGCAGCGUUGUGUCUCCUGGAGGGCCUCUGUCUGGAGCGCGUGUUCAGUGACAUGUGGGACAGGGGAUCAGUCCAGAGAGGUGAUGUGUGUCGGAGCAGCAUCAGUCCAGCUAGCAGACACCUCCUGCAUCGCCUCACUCCGCCCUGUAGCCGCCCAGCCCUGCUCCAUGCCCGCAUGCUUACUGGCUGUCAGCUGGCACGUUGGAGACUGGGGACUGUGCUCUAAGAGCUGUGAGUCAGGUCUGCGUGAGCGCCAGGUGAUGUGUUCUGACAGAGAGAGGAACCUGUACCCAGUGGAACGUUGUAACUCCGUCCCCAAACCCCUCACAGUGGAGACCUGCAACACACAGCCCUGCUACAGCCCACAGGGGGUCCCCAGUAUGCAGGAUCCCAGAGGACAAGACAACACACAGCACGGCGUCCCAGAUCACGCUACAGUCCUCAGACCAGACUCUGCUGACCACCAGACCAACACAGUGUACCAUGGUCACAGCUCCGGGCCAGCCCAACACUGUAGCCGGUCCUACUACGGUUGCUGUCCAGACGGAGUGAUGGCUGCUGGGGGAACAGGGGGUCUGGGCUGUCCACGGGGAUCCAGCCCUGAGCAGGCUGUCUGUACCACCACCAGGUAUGGAUGCUGCAGGGAUGGUGUGACCAUAUCACAGGGUUCCAACAGGGAGGGCUGUCAGGAGUAUGGCUGUAUUAACACCAGGUAUGGGUGUUGCAGGGAUGGUGUGUCUGCAGCACAGGGACUCAACAAGGAGGGUUGUCUGGAAUAUGUCCCUCUUGCCCACCCCACGGCUCCUACUUCUCCCCUCCUACCAGCUGAAAACAGUAUCCAGUGUCGUCUGACCACCUACGGCUGCUGUUUCGACCGUACGUCAACCGCCGCAGGUCCCGAUGGAGAGGGCUGCCCCACUCCACCUGACAAUGUUCCCAGAACCACCUGUUCUCUGCCCAAGGCGGCCGGCUCCUGCAGUGGCUGGACGGGCCGAUACUUCUACGACGUCACCGCCGCCAAGUGCUCACACUUCUGGUACGGUGGCUGCCACGGCAACGACAACAACUUCUUGACCCGCGGAGACUGUCAGAGCAGGUGCCCUGGGGCCCGGACCAGCCAGACCAGCCACACCUACCAGCCGAGCCAUGACAUGCGCAGGGUCUUCACGGUGCAGCGCGGCACCUCAGGGGGAUCCACUGGAGGGCGCAAGGGAGCCAGCGCCGCAGACCACGCCCACAGGGCCAGGGUCCAUGUCCGACCCCACCGCCCAGUCACCUACUUCGCCCACCCUGCAGCGAGGAAAGACCCUGAGGACCGACCAGCACCCAACCCUGCUGCUCCAUCCGCUGCCAACCAGCUGGCUAGCCUGACCCAGCCAGGGGGGGUGAAGAUCGACCAGUCCGACCCGACCACGGUGGAGGCUCUGGUGGGACAGACGGUAGUGUUACCUUGCAGAGUCUCUCCAGCUCCGUCCUCCACCAUCCUAGUGGAGUGGAGGAAGGAUGGAGUCCCUCUCACUACCUUUAGGCAUCAUCCGCAGCCUAAUGGUUCCCUGUUAGUUGGUCCUCUAACUAAGGCUGACUCUGGUUGGUUGCUCUGUGUGGCAACGCGUGACCGUGAGAGAGAUCACCGCUACGUGUACCUGUCUGUCUCAGAGAACACCAGAGGAUCCCAGGCGGUACAGGACACGACAGGAAGCCUCCCCCAAGAUGGAGCAGACAGGACAGGAGAGACAGGAAUAAUACUGCCGUCAGUACCUCAUCGCCAGCCCUCACCCAAGUUCAGUAUAGACCGAUCAGGUUCGUCGUCUGUGGAGGGGAAAGCAGGACAGACGGUCAGACUAGCCUGUAAGAUCAUCCCAACGUCAGCGCUCUCUUCGGUCAGCCUCCAGUGGACCAGAGAAGGACAGACACUCAACUCUCUCAGACAUGCACAGCAUGCGGACGGCACCCUUGUGAUUGGCCAGUUGAGGUCAGAUGACUCAGGUGUCUACACCUGUACAGGCUCCACCCACAGUCAACUGGAGCAGAGACAGCUCACGCUCAAAGUACAAGGAGACCUGAGGAUCACCAUGCCCCCUAACAAUGUGCAGGUGUCUCAGGGCGGCACGGCCCAGCUCCCCUGUGUGGUGUCUGGGGACAACGUCAGCCUCGGCUGGUCCAGGAAUGGUGUCCCUGUGCGACCAGAUGGUGGGCGUGUUCAGAUGUCAUCAGAUGGUAGUCUGAUCUUGAAUAACGUGCAGCCGGCAGACGAGGGUUCCUACACCUGUAAUGCCUACACUGGAACAUACUCUGUCAGCGCCACAGCUGAAGUGCGCAUCAACAAGGCCUCACGGCAAGAGCUGGAUACAGGUCUUGGUGUGCCAGCUGAGUGCGUGGACCAGCCAGAGCUGGCUAACUGUGAGCUGAUAGUGUACGCCCGUCUGUGUAACAGCCAGUACUACUCUAGUUUCUGCUGUGCCAGCUGUGCCAGGCACGCCAAGGGAGAGGACAGAUACAGCCAGAUAGGGUAAGGCCCAGGGGGGCAAUGAGGUCAUGGCCUGCUAGGGUAUGGGCCAGGGGGCAAGGAGGACCAGGGGGCAAGUAGGGCCAGGGGGCAAGGAGGACCAGGGGGCAAGGAGGA
Messenger RNA from Oncorhynchus mykiss (rainbow trout), 4286 nucleotides. NCBI's taxonomy places the organism in Eukaryota, Metazoa, Chordata, Actinopteri, Salmoniformes, Salmonidae. The record is from RefSeq and is a predicted model, not a curated record.